Molecule: messenger RNA, 939 nt
Organism: Fusarium redolens
Lineage: Eukaryota; Fungi; Ascomycota; Sordariomycetes; Hypocreales; Nectriaceae
Product: Pyruvate/Phosphoenolpyruvate kinase-like domain-containing protein
Exons: 2
Coding region: 1-939 (312 amino acids)
Molecular function (GO): catalytic activity
Source: RefSeq, a predicted model, not a curated record
AUGACGUUCACCAACGGAAACAGCAAUGGCAACGGUUAUGCAGCCCAACACUUGCCUGCUGCCACCAAGUUGAGACGCCUUCUGGAGACUGACGAGAUCGUUGUGGCUCCUGGUGUCUACGACGGCUUUAGCGCCCGCAUUGCCAAUGAAGUAGGAUUUGACUGCAUUUACAUGACUGGAGCUGGCACAUGUGCGUCCAAGUUAGGCCAGCCUGAUCUUGGCUUUGCAUCACUCAACGACAUGCGCGAACACGCUGAGAUGAUUGCCAAUCUCAAGCCAUCAGUACCCCUCAUUGCUGAUGCCGACACGGGGUAUGGAGGACCUAACAUGGUCGCUCGAACUGUGUCGCAGUAUCAUCGCUCCGGUGUCGCAGGCUUACACAUUGAGGAUCAGAUCCAAACCAAGCGAUGCGGCCAUCUUGGAGGCAAGGCAGUCGUUGAUGUUGACACCUUCAUGCAGCGUAUUGGUGCGGCUUACCAAGCUCGCAAACAACUAAACUCGGAUAUUGUCAUCAUAGCCCGCACCGACUCGCUGCAGACGCACGGCUUUGAUGAGGCCGUUCGGCGACUUCAGGCAGCGGUUGAGGCUGGUGCUGACGUUGGCUUUCUUGAAGGCGUCACAACGGCUGAAGAAGCGCGUAAAGUGUGUCAACUCAUGGCACCCACGCCUAUGCUGCUGAACAUGGUUGAACAUGGAGCAACACCCUCCUGGACGCCUGAUGAGGCUAAGGCGUUGGGCUACAAGAUGAUCAUUUUCCCUUUUGCUUCGAUCGGGCCUGCCUACCGGGCUAUCAAGGACGUUUUCGUCAAAAUCAAGCAGACUGGGAGGACUGGACUGGAAAAAGACUUUACACCCAAAAAGCUGUUCACUAUUGUUGGGUUGGAAGAGGCCAUGGCAUUGGACGCUGCGGCGGGAGGGCAAUUGUACAGCAAAGUCUAG